AUGGGAAAGUAUGCACGAUCGCCGGCCGGUGCAAUAGCCCAGGUUCCCGAUGGCAAGUCACUUAUCCAUGCAGCGUCGAUGCUACUAUCCUACACGACAUCAAUCUAUGCUUUGCAUCAUCUAGGGCGCCUGCGCAAGGGUGAAACAGUUCUAAUUCAAUCUGCAUCAGGAGGUCUUGGUAUAGCCGCGAUAUAUAUUGCUCAAUACUUGGGCGCGGAUAUUUUUGCCACGGCCGGAACUGAAAAAAACCGCGAGAUGCUCGUAGAAGAAUUUGGGCUAUCACCCACGCAUGUCUUCGGCUCGCGAGAUGCUGCUGCGGUAAAACGAGUUAUGCAGGCAACAAAGCCAAAUGGCAUCGAUGUUAUCCUGGGCAGCGCUUUAGGGGGUGACUCUUUGCAGGAACAGUGGACGUGCAUUGCGCCUCAAGUGCGAUUCAUCAAUGUGAGCAGAUUCAACGCCCUAGAGUCGAGUAUUCUAGCCCUUGACGUCUUCAAGAGGAAUGCCACCUUUUCCUCGUUUGAUAUAGACCUACUCUAUCGUCAGACGUUGUCCUUGAUUGCCAGGUAUUCAAGCCCCCUUUUCUCUGAUCGACAUGUCAAAGUUGUACGCUAA
Molecule: messenger RNA, 612 nt
Organism: Metarhizium brunneum ARSEF 3297
Lineage: Eukaryota; Fungi; Ascomycota; Sordariomycetes; Hypocreales; Clavicipitaceae
Product: Prosolanapyrone synthase
Biological process (GO): fatty acid biosynthetic process; secondary metabolite biosynthetic process
Molecular function (GO): fatty acid synthase activity; oxidoreductase activity
Source: RefSeq, a predicted model, not a curated record